Molecule: messenger RNA, 658 nt
Organism: Teleopsis dalmanni
Lineage: Eukaryota; Metazoa; Arthropoda; Insecta; Diptera; Diopsidae
Exons: 2
Coding region: 75-647 (190 amino acids)
Source: RefSeq, a predicted model, not a curated record
UGUUAUUAGCUUUAACUCACCUAAUAACAGAGAAAGUUCUUCUAAAUUUGUUGGUAAAAACAAAGGAUUUUAAAAUGGCUAAUAAGAAAAAUGGACAAGUGGAUGUUAGCAGUAGUGCUCAAAAUGACUCCAAUUUGAAUGUUUACUUAAACUCCCUUAAAAUCUUGCAUGAUGAGUUUCAUGAGAGGAUCGCAUUCGCUAAUGAUAAACUGGAGGGAGGGGGACAGGGGAGAGAAGAAAUUUAUGAAUCCGAUAUACAAGCGGCACAAGAUGACUAUACAAGGAGGAGAAAGAAUCUAUACAAUUGCAUUUAUUGUAAGAUAACUGAAACUAAUCCAGAAUUAAACGUAAAGUACAAAAAUGUCGUUAAGAAGACAGAGGCAGAUCUAACUCAAAACAAUUCUAGAUUAAACGUUGAGUAUGAAGUGGUCGUUAAGAAGACAGAGGCAGAUCUAACUGAAAACAAUUCUGGAUUGAACGUUGAGUACGAAGUGAUCGUUAAGAAAACAGAGGCAGACCUAACUGAAAACAAUUCUGGAUUAAACGUUGAGUACGAAGUGGUCGCCAUGGAGACAGAAACAGAUUUAUCUGAAAACAAUCUUUUUUUGAACAUAGCAUGUAAAGAGUUCAAAAAGGAGACAAAGUGAUAGACAGUAUA